Molecule: messenger RNA, 870 nt
Organism: Cynara cardunculus var. scolymus (artichoke)
Lineage: Eukaryota; Viridiplantae; Streptophyta; Magnoliopsida; Asterales; Asteraceae
Product: 30S ribosomal protein S10, chloroplastic
Exons: 3
Coding region: 125-682 (185 amino acids)
Biological process (GO): translation
Cellular component (GO): mitochondrion; ribosome; small ribosomal subunit
Molecular function (GO): RNA binding; structural constituent of ribosome
Source: RefSeq, a predicted model, not a curated record
UCCGUUAUCUCCUUCCUCCCCAAAACUUGUGUGGAUAACCUCGGUCGGGAAGACCAUACAGAAAGCUUCUCAGAGCCAAAACCCUAGAACAAACUGUAAAAUUGUUCUAAAACCCACCUAAAUAAUGGCAUUUUCAUCGUCUCUAGCAGCAACACUGUUUCCUUUAUGCAAUUCGUCCUCAAUUUCUUCUACACCUAAGCUUUCUGGUUUGCCAUUUCUUUCAAACGCCUCAUCGACCUCCAGGGUUCAAUUCCAAUCACCUCGUUUAUCUACAACUAGAGUUUUCUCAGCUCCUGAAACUUUGGAACAACCCCUUGAGAUUGGGGAUUCUGAAUCGUCAACGGUGAUUGUGGGUUCUGAUUCGGAUAAGAUGGCACCAAAACAGAAAAUAAGGAUUAAACUGAGGUCAUACUGGGUGCCUUUAAUCGAGGAUUCGUGCAAGCAGAUCAUGGAUGCGGCUAGGACCACAAACGCAAAGACCAUGGGUCCGGUUCCUUUGCCAACCAAGAAAAGAAUAUAUUGUGUGCUUAAAUCUCCUCAUGUUCACAAAGAUGCAAGAUUUCACUUUGAGAUCAGAACCCAUCAAAGGCUUAUCGACAUUCUACACCCGACUGCACAAACCAUCGAUUCUUUAAUGCAGCUCGAUCUUCCUGCUGGUGUCGAUGUUGAAGUUAAGCUUUAAGAAUGUCUCUCGAGUCCCUUUUUUGCUCUUAAAAUGUAUCGUAAAUCUGUUAUUUUGUCGAUUAAAGGGAUGGUUUUUGGUAAAAUAUUUUGUUGGUGUAACCUUCAUUACGUAUGAUGUUUCUGUACUUCAAAUUGUAAAAAUGGAUGAUGUUUAAAUGAUCACAAGUCACAUCUUUUGUUUCUGUA